AUGCCUUACGAGAAGUUCGUCCCGUCCGUCCACAAGCCGAUCACGGUCCAGGAGGUCCAAGAGAUCGCUGACCUUCUCAACUUCAACAGUUCUACAGACCAGGUGCUGGCGUUUACAGAAACGAUCUCUGAUGCUGUCAGGAGUCUGGAACUACUGGACACCCUCUGUGAACCCAUUCCUGAAGUCAAGCACCCUCGGACACCCGGCUACAGGCCACAGCCGGAAGACCGGAUCGGCAACGCCUGGGCCUGGCGAUGUGACGUCCAAGGUGCUCCCACAGGUAAACUGUCCGGGAAAACUUUUGCUAUCAAAGACAACACGGCUGUAGCUGGUGUCCCCAUGUCCAACGGUAGCCGGUUGCUACAGGGCUACAUACCAGAGUACGAUGCUACCGUCGUUACGAGAAUUCUAGAUGCGGGAUUCUCCGGCACUGACGGCUACGUCACGAUGCCGGACAAACCGGACGUCCGGGUCGGUGGCUCAAGCAGCGGCUCAGCUGUGCUGGUAGCCACAGGUGAGGUGGACAUGGCACUGGGGGCGGAUCAAGGCGGUUCUAUCCGGAUACCGGCAGCGUGGACCGGCACUGUUGGCCUGAAGCCGACCUUUGGACUGGUGCCGUACACGGGCCUCAUCUCAGUGGAACCCAGACUUGAUUAUGCUGGCACCAUCACAAGGGACGUCACCGACUGUGCCUUGUUUCUAGAGUUAAGUUUUCAUUACCGUCUCACACGACUUAGUUGA
Molecule: messenger RNA, 741 nt
Organism: Physella acuta
Lineage: Eukaryota; Metazoa; Mollusca; Gastropoda; Physidae
Product: amidase-like
Molecular function (GO): catalytic activity
Source: RefSeq, a predicted model, not a curated record